Molecule: messenger RNA, 2454 nt
Organism: Pseudophryne corroboree (corroboree frog)
Lineage: Eukaryota; Metazoa; Chordata; Amphibia; Anura; Myobatrachidae
Exons: 10
Coding region: 386-2095 (569 amino acids)
Biological process (GO): regulation of DNA-templated transcription
Molecular function (GO): sequence-specific DNA binding
Source: RefSeq, a predicted model, not a curated record
UGGUGCGCGCUCACGUCCGCUGCUCCUGUCCACCCAGCACCCAUGCCGCCCUCACCUAUGCCGUUCUGAUGGGAGACAUGAUUAUCUGGACAUCACCAGACCAGCUAAGCUGGACGCAGGCAGAGGGCGUCGUGGGUGCCAGCUGUUUGCCGUGGAUGAACCCCCUGUAGGCGGACUCCCCCUCCGAGAUCCUGCCCGCCUCCAGCCUCAGGAACAUCUUCUUCCUUCUGUUUCUGUGCCCGAGCUGCCGGCGCUGACAUCAGCCUCCAGCAGCUGAAAGAUAAGCUCCUGCCCAGCGGCUGCAGAUCAUCGUCAGAAACAGGGUGACGGGUGUACUGGCUGGACACGGCUGACUGCGACUGGCCCUAGUCUCCAGAUAGGAAUCAUGCCUAGCUGCAUCGUUAAGGGAUGUACACACUACACCGGCAUGAAAACAUCCAACCCUUUGCUCACAAUGCAUGUCUUUCCCAGGGAGUUCACUCGGAUAAAGCUUUGGCUUCAACAGACUGGCCAGGACUUUGGCGACAUUGAUGCAUUUGCAACAAAAAUUUUGGAUGCUGCCAAAAGUGGGAAGUACCGCAUCUGUUCUGCACACUUUGACCCUGGAAGCUAUACCUCUCAGGGCAGUAGAAUAGUACUCAAACAGGAUGCCGUACCCACUCUCUUCCCUGGUAUAUACCCGAAGCCUCCUCAGUAUUGGAAGCCAUUUGCACCUCAGGCCAAGAAAUACCAUAUUGAUUUGGAUAUUAUAGGUGAAAGGAACAGUCGUCUUUACGUAAAUGCUGGGACACCUAAGCAGCCCAUUCAGAAAAGAGAGGUGGGUACGCAAACAGACAUAGAAUGCCAGAAGGCACAGCAAGAGGUAACCUGUCAUAACAUUAGCCUACAGGGUACCAGGAAAAGCCCAACUGAGUCUUCCUUCCCACAGCAGCUGCUGGAUGUUGAUGGACAAUAUGUCUUUUGUCACCCGGACGCCAGACAAAAUGAACUAAAACCCAAACAGUCCCAGCAUAUUUACAGCUUACACUCCCAGAUCCCAAAAGACUGUUAUUCAUCUGACUCCAGGGUGGAGAACAGAAGUGCUCUCAUUGCUCUAGAAAACAUAAUGGUCUCCCUCUUGCAGCAUCUGACAGAAGCACCUCUGACCACCCGUCCCCAGAAACAAAAGACCACCCGACUCCUGAACCGUGCAGCCGUGAUCAUCUCCAUACUGACUGGAGAGGUGAGACUGCAAGUCAGGGGUAAGGAGUGGACAGUGGUGAAGAAGAACGCACAUAUCAGCAAGUUCUACCAGAUGAUUCGAGAGGUACCUAUAAAGUGUGGGGAUGUUGCAGUGUUUUUCACAAUGGACGAGUGGGACUACAUAGAGGAGCAUGAGGACCAUUAUAAGCAUGUAAUGCUGGAGAACCCUUUGGAACUCAAGAGCAUGCAACCGAGCACAAACUCUGAUAGUUUGAAAGAAGAAAUCCUUGAGAGUAAUUGUGAGCAGAGUCUGAGUCCCAUUACAGAGCAACCAGCAGGCACAGGUGAUGUUGUGAUCCCAGAAAAUUAUCCAGACACUCCCCAGUGUCCCACUACAUCACUACCACUAAUUACUGAUGACUAUGAAGGAAUAUGUAGCAAAGAGGAGGAUAAUGACAUCAACCGCAUGGAAUGUUCCACAGUGCCUAUACUCCUGUGCCAGCCCUCUACCCACAGUCAUUGCUUCAGUGUCCCCAGAUGGAUUACGAGGAAGGGAUUUUACGAGGAAUGUAUCAAAUGGGAUACUAUGGCCAGUCCCCAUGAAUCUCCUAGCUCAGAGCUAUGGAUAGCACAAGAUGGUACCACAUCAUCUCAGUGGAUCCCACAAGAUGACCCCAGACCACCAGGAUGGGGGUACAAUACGUAUCGGAGAAAACGUCCCCUACUACAGUGUCCUGUCAGUUUGUCUUGUGACAAUGCACAUACAGUAAAUACAGAGAUCUCUAGAUCAGACCAUGAAGAGUCAAACACAUUGACACAAGAUCACUGGUGCGAACUGUGUGACAAGUCCUUUGCUGACAAACAUGAACUUGUAGUGCAUGAAAUAACACACACUAAGAAGCAGCGACCGUGAUCAACACUGGGCACUCUUAAUCCCGCCAGCUCUGAGAAUGUCAGGUGUCUGAGUGUGCCAAACAGUUGCUUUGCUGUCUCAAGUAUGACCACAGAAUGCACUGCCUACGAGGAAGACUUAACCACUGUGGAAUGAGGUUUGGCUGCUGCAUGCCCUCAUUUUCCACCAGGGAGAAGAAUGGAGAGAGACAUUACAUCAUGAGAGAGUUGCUCAUAAUGCAUAAACCUUCUGUCAGUGUAUCUUUUAUCUACAGUGUUGUCUUUUGUGUACAAUGGGGCUUUAAAUGUCAGUACAGAAAUAAGGAGGUUUAAAUACAUUAAUAAAAAUAUUUAUUUGUGUUUUGUAUUAUAAAGAACAAA